Propithecus coquereli (Coquerel's sifaka) is the source of this 1457-nucleotide messenger RNA. It is a transcript of the gene ZRSR2, whose product is annotated as zinc finger (CCCH type), RNA-binding motif and serine/arginine rich 2. The transcript has 11 exons. Gene Ontology annotation, cellular component: spliceosomal complex; U2AF complex. NCBI's taxonomy places the organism in Eukaryota, Metazoa, Chordata, Mammalia, Primates, Indriidae. Gene Ontology annotation, molecular function: pre-mRNA 3'-splice site binding; metal ion binding. Gene Ontology annotation, biological process: mRNA splicing, via spliceosome. Bases 6 to 1439 code for a protein of 477 amino acids. The record is from RefSeq and is a predicted model, not a curated record.
CCGAGAUGGCGGCGCCCGGGAAGGUGGUGUUUGGUGAGAAACCGAGCCACAAAAAGUACCGGGCCGCCCUGAAGAAGGAGAAACGAAAGAAACGUCGGCAGGAACUCGCUCGAUUGAGAGACUCAGGACUCUCACAGAAGGAAGAGGAGGAGGACACUUUCAUUGAAGAACAACAACUGGAAGAAGAGAAAUUGUUGGAGAGAGAGAGGCAAAAGUUGCAUGAGGAGUGGUUGCUGAGAGAGCAGAAGGCACAAGAAGAAUUCAGAAUAAAGAAGGAAAAGGAAGAGGCAGCUAGGAAACGGCAGGAAGAGCAAGAGAGAAAGUUAAAGGAAGAAUGGGAAGAACAGCAGAGAAAAGAGAGAGAAGAGGAGAAGCAGAAACUACAGGAGAAGAAAGAAAGAGAGGAAGCUGUGCAGAAGAUGCUGGAUCAGGCUGAAAAUGAGUUGGAAAAUGGUGCUACAUGGCAAAACCCAGAACCACCCAUGGAUUUAAGAAUAAUGGAGAAGGAUCGAGCUAAUUGUCCGUUCUACAGUAAAACAGGAGCUUGCAGAUUUGGAGAUAGGUGUUCACGUAAACAUAAUUUCCCAGCAUCGAGUCCCACCCUUCUUAUUAAAAGCAUGUUCACAACGUUUGGAAUGGAGCAGUGCAGGAGAGACGACUAUGACCCUGACUCAAGCCUGGAGUACAGCGAAGAGGAAACCUACCAGCAGUUCCUAGAUUUCUAUGAUGAUGUGCUCCCCGAGUUUAAGAAUGUGGGGAAAGUGAUUCAGUUCAAGGUCAGCUGCAACUUGGAGCCUCACCUGAGGGGCAACGUGUAUGUUCAGUACCAGUCGGAAGAAGAGUGCCAAGCAGCCCUUUCUCUGUUUAACGGGCGUUGGUAUGCAGGACGACAGCUUCAGUGCGAAUUCUGCCCAGUGACUCGGUGGAAAAUGGCAAUUUGUGGUUUAUUUGAGAUACAACAGUGUCCAAGAGGAAAACACUGCAACUUUCUUCAUGUGUUCAGAAAUCCCAAUAAUGAAUUUUGGGAAGCUAAUAGAGACAUGUACCUGUCUCCAGAUCGGACUGGCUCCUCGUUUGGUAAGAACUUGGAGAGGAGAGAGAGGAUGGGCCACCAUGACGAAUACUAUGACAAGCUGAGGAGGAGGAGAAGCCCCAGUCCAGACCACUCCUACAAGAGAAAUGGGGAAUCUGAGAGGAAAAGGAGAAGUAGUCACAGGGGGAAGAAAUCUCACAAACACAUGUCAAAGAGUCGUGAGAGGCGCCGUUCACGAAGUAGAGGAAGAAAAAGGGACCGUAGCCGGGGCUGGGGCAGCCGGAGCCAGAGCCGCAGGAUCCGACGGAGCCGGAGCCGGAGCCAGAGCUCCUCUAGGUCCAGGAGUCGUGGUAGGAGGAGGUCAGACAGUAGAGACAGAACUACUCAGAGUCCCAAAUCCAAAUAAACCUGUUUUGUUCUUAAA